AUGCUGGACACGUGGAACCAAAAUGUUAGUGCACUUGCAGUGAAUUAUUUUACAGCAAAGCAUGUGAAGUCAGUGACGGUGAUCAGUUGCUGGGAGGCAGAGGAACGGUAUGACUUCUUUUUGGCGGCAACGAGAAAAGGACUGCUGGUGAAGUUUGUGGAUGCAACGAACAUAGAAGCUUUAAUAGCAAUACAUCCUAAUCGAGUAUCUCAAGCAGGCCUACUGAUCGAUGCAUCGUGUGAGAUCGAACCGAUCUCGAAGCUGUGGCAGAUGGAUCAAAUACUGAACAAGCUUUUGUAUGGGAAUUUACACUGGUUGAUAGUAGAGAAACAACUCCCAGUGAAACGAUCUAUCGACUCCGGACCCUAUUCCUCGGACCAACUGGAACUUCUGUACAAUGAACGACUACGUCCGCUAGACGUUAUGCCCUACACGAACGUCGUGCUGGCAUUCCAGAAAAUAUCCGAUAGCUGGGAAUUGUUCGAACUAUACAAACCCUAUCGUAAAGCCCGUUUAUCGGUGGUGAACAUUGCAUCCAAUUACCUACCAGCGGUCGAUCGGUACGGGUCACAGCUGAUCGUUCGAAGAAAGCUUGUAGAUCGACGACGCAAUCUUCAGGGCUUUGCUAUGCCAUGCGGAACAGCGACAACUUCGCCGGAAUACUUCACCGGCAUGGAUGAUCGUAACGAUGUGCACGAUCUGUUUACCAAGGCAAACUUUCCGUUCAUCCGGGAGCUGAUGUACGAUCUCAACUUUACCCUCAACAUGGUGCAGCUGGACAAGGUGGGCUACAAGCAGAACGGGACGUUCAGUGGGGUGAUGGGCAAGUUCCAGAACCGCUCGAUCGAGCUCGGCUGCUUGGGCACCUUGAUGCGUACCGAGCGGCUCGAGGUGGCCGACUUCAUGAUCGUCACGCUGAUCAUCAAGAGCAGCAUCAUCUUUCGCCAGCCACCGCUCUCGAUAGUGGCGAACAUCUUCGAGCUACCGUUUAGUGUCGGUGUUUGGGCGUGCUGUUUCGCGUUGAUGGCGAUCUAUUGGAUGACGAUGAUCGCCAUCCGUCAGCUAACGAGCGGUGAACGGUUUGGCGCGAUCGAAUCGUUAGUGUACAUUAUCGGCACAAUGUGCCAGCGAGGGUGCGAUAUAGUGCCACAGUUUAACGGAACGCGGUUGCUAAUGUUUUCGCUACAACUGACCAGCUUCUUCAUACUAACGUCCUACUCGGCCAGCAUUGUGGCGCUGCUGCAGAGCCCCAGCCGGGCAAUCGCGAGCGUGGGGGACUUGGUCCGGUCUCCACUGAAGGCGGGCGUUAUGGACACGAGCUACGGUCGGGUGUACUACCAGGAGACGCAAGACCCGGACGUGCAGGAGCUGUAUCGGAAGAAGAUCAAACCGCACGGUGAGAAGGCGUUCCUGGAACCGAACGAGGGCAUCGGACGCGUGAAACAGGAGAUGUAUGCCUACGAGGGAGAAUUGAACGCUGCCUACAAGGUGAUAAAGGAAACGUUCGCACCGGAGGAGGUGUGCAAAUUGCAGGAACUGGAAGCCAUCAAGCUUCCACCGUUCGGCAUACCGAUUGUGAAGGGCAGCAAGUACCGGGAGCUGAUCCGGCAACGCUUGAUGUGGCAGCGGGAGGUCGGCAUAAUCAAGCGGUUCAACCUGAUUUGGAUUCACCAGAAGCCGCAGUGUGAAAACCUAAACGCCGGCUUCAGCUCGGUCGGUGUGGUGGAAAUGCGCUACCUGUACCUCUUCCUUGCCGUAGGGUUUCUGGCCGCGCUCGCGACCCUGCUGGCGGAACGGUCCUGGUGGAGCGGGAUGGCAAAGAAAUUGAAAUCUCGUACCGCAAUAAUCAGACGCAAAAAUGAAGCUUAA
Anopheles arabiensis is the source of this 1869-nucleotide messenger RNA. RefSeq names its product ionotropic receptor 75a-like. The transcript is spliced from 4 exons. The record is from RefSeq and is a predicted model, not a curated record. Gene Ontology annotation, molecular function: ligand-gated monoatomic ion channel activity. Gene Ontology annotation, cellular component: membrane. Lineage: Eukaryota; Metazoa; Arthropoda; Insecta; Diptera; Culicidae. The coding region runs from base 1 to 1869 and encodes 622 amino acids.